Yarrowia lipolytica CLIB122 is the source of this 627-nucleotide messenger RNA. RefSeq lists its product as uncharacterized. Gene Ontology annotation, cellular component: nucleus. NCBI's taxonomy places the organism in Eukaryota, Fungi, Ascomycota, Dipodascomycetes, Dipodascales. Gene Ontology annotation, biological process: site-specific DNA replication termination at RTS1 barrier; mitotic DNA replication termination. The record is from RefSeq and is a predicted model, not a curated record.
AUGGGAAAUGACGGAGGGUCCAUCCCCACUCGCCGGGAUCUGGUUAAAGACAAACAAAACGGCUUAACCACUUCCCAGCUCUUCGAUGCCACUCAGGACAAUGCCGAUUUUGACUGGAAAAACUGCCCCGUGAGCAAAAAGUCGCUCCAACAACCUAUCGUCAGCGACUACAAGGGCCGAUUGUACAACAAAGAUGCGGUUCUCGAGUGGCUACUGGACAAGGACGAGUCGUCUGUGGCUGCCCAAGUCAUCCCCCACAUCCAGAGUGUCAAAGACAUUGUUGAACUGCACUUUGAAACCUCCAAGGACGGAGAUUGGAUCUGCCCUUUGUCUCAACGGGAAGUCAAGGCUCUCACCUACCGGUUUGUCUACGUGGCAGAGUCAGGCUGGGUGUACUCGGAAUCCGCCAUCAAGGAGUUCAAAGAAUGUCCCCAGACAAGUGUCCCAUUUUCGGACAAGAACCUCGUACUUAUCAAUCCCAUCAGAGAAGAGGAUAAGCUGGCUGCCAAGGCGAGAUUGGAUAGGUUGACUGAAGAAGGACUUACACAUGGCCUUAGGAAGAUCAAGAAGGACAAGAAGGACAAGAAGGACAAGAAGAAGAAGGAAUACAAGGUGGUGAAGCCAUAA